AGCAGCUAAGGAUUAAAACGCGUCGCGUAAUAAUUAAAGAGAUCAAUCAAAAAAACCACCAAACUUAAACGAAAAUGAAAGUGUUCGCCAUUGCCUGUGUGAGCCUCUUAUUGGCAAGCUGCGUUUGGGCCGCGCCCGGCGUGCAAGAUAAUAGAAUCGAAAGUGACAAUACGCUCGGAAGGGCAGCCCGGUAUUUGGGCGCCUGUCUCGACAGCGAUGAUAUGGCCACCUGUUUGGCCGUUAAGGGUAUUACCGCAUUGAAUCGCGCUGCAAGGAGCAACAACAUUGAGCUGGUCAAUGGCGUCACCUUCAUGAGAGAUCCUGCCAGUCCUGUGCAGCGCAGCGGCAAGUCCUUGAGCGAGCAGGACAUCUACGCCGAGCUGCCACAAGGCGAAGAGCGCAAUGGCCGUCUGGUUGAUUUGGCCAUCUCGAGUGUUACCGACUUUUUGACCACGCACAAUCUGGAAUUCAAAUUGCCCGCUGAGACCACCCAGCAAGUGGCUCGCGCUUUGGAUGAAGGCCGCGGCAAGAUCAAGAAGAUGAUUGGCCCCAUUGCUUUGGCCAUUGGCGCCAAGUUGUUCGCAGUGAUUCCCCUGGUGCUUGGAUUCCUCGCGCUGUUGACCUUCAAGGCUGUGAUUGUGGCCAAGAUUGCUUUCGUCGUGGCUCUGCUCGUCGGUGGCUCUCGUCUGCUGGGCGGCUUUGGCAACAAGUUCGGCGGCGUCGGCUCCUUUGGCGGUGGCUACAACUCCAACGCCUGGUCUGCUCCCGCUAGCCCUGGCUGGAGUUCGGCUGCCUCCUCGUCCUAUCCCUAUGCUCGCAGCAUUGCUGUUGAUGAUGCCCAGGAGUUGGCCUACUCUGGCCAACAGCAGCAGCAGCAGGAACAGUAAUAAGCAGUUAGCCGCCUUUGGCCUUUUGGCCAAUAGCCAAAAAUGUGCCGUCUUAAAUUGAAAGUUUAGUUUGUAGUAAUUUAUUUGAGAGCGUGCAGCUGACGCGUUAUUAACUAAUUAAUUUAUUGUAUUACAUUACACAACACGACACACA
Molecule: messenger RNA, 1041 nt
Organism: Drosophila grimshawi
Lineage: Eukaryota; Metazoa; Arthropoda; Insecta; Diptera; Drosophilidae
Gene: Osi14
Exons: 3
Coding region: 75-887 (270 amino acids)
Source: RefSeq, a predicted model, not a curated record